UCCAAGAACAUCAACAAAGAGAUACAAACCACAACAAUUAAGGGACUCAGCGGUAAAAUCAGAACAUGUGGCGAUGGACGUCCUAAUCAAAACUCCUGCCAACAAUGCGCCCAAAAUCGUGGCACAAGACAAAGACACCGGCGAUGUGUACUGCAGUGUGAAUAAGGUUACUGUUAAAGAACUUGGAGCUCUUGUGGCCUCCAUGGACAGGGGAUAUUACAUUGAUGAGUUUCAGAAACUUCCUGAAGGAAUCCUAAAAACAUAUCAAGAUGCAAUGAGGCCAAAAAAUCGUUUUAGAAAUAGAUAUCAAGACAUCUACCCAUACGAUGACAAUAGAGUAAAACUGAUGGGCGGAGAUACGGAUUUUAUCAACGCCAGUUUUGUAGACGGAUACAAACAGGAAAAUGCAUACAUUGCAUCUCAAGGUCCAACACAUAAGACCAUGCAGGACUAUUCGGUGUUCUGGCGGAUGGUUUGGCAGAAUAAAGUGGGCAAGAUCGUCAUGCUCACCAAUUUAGUGGAAGAAAUGAAACCGAAAUGUGACCAAUACUGGCCAGGCCAUGAACUCACCAAUCAUUACAACGAGAUAGACGUGACGUGUUUAACUGAAGACAUUUACGCCGACUUCGUGACGAGAACGUUUUCAGUGAAAAUGGAUAAAGAGGAAAGGACUGUCCACCAUCUUCAUUUCACCAGCUGGCUGGACAAAGGGGUUCCUGAUGAUGUAACUUCCCUGGUCGAUUUCCGUCACAGGGUUUUACAAACAAAAUCGUCACUUGGUGGACCUACAAUCGUUCACUGCAGUGCUGGCGUUGGCAGGACGGGAACGUACAUAGCGAUGGACGUGUUGACAAGAGAGGGUGAAGCGGAAGGAUCCGUUGACAUUCAUGGCUGUGUUACCGCACUAAGACAUCGGCGUACGCAUAUGGUUCAAACGGCUGACCAGUAUGCUUUUUUGCACCAUGCAAUUGUGCACACGUUGGUGUUAGACAGUUCUCCCGUGCCAAUGGAUGGAUUUGCAGCCUACAUGUCGGACUCGAAGAACAACCGGAGGCUAAUCAAACAGUUCAAGCAACUGGAAGUUAUCUCUGAAAGAUCUGAACAAAAGAGACAAACAUCUGAGAGAAACGUAUCCUUAACGAAUUCCAACAGGGAGGGCGUUGACAUUCCAGGUGAAUUGUACAGACCCAGACUGUAUUUAGGUAAAGAACCCGGACAGGAUUAUAUCAACGCCAUGUUUGUUAGUAGCUACAAACAAAGACAUAAUUUUGUUCUGGCGAUGACUCCACUAGAAGAGACUGUGGCUGACUUUCUUUGUCUAACGAUGCAAGAAACAGCAACAUGUAUCGUUGAUAUGGAGACAGAUAGUUCCUUGUACAUUCCCACGUUGAGCACACAGGCAAAGUUUGGUUCAUUCACCGUAGACAAUCUGCAACAGACCUCAUCAAUGUGCAGUGUCAACCGUGUGCUUAGAUUAAGCUACAACGGCCGGGGAGGACCUAAGGAACACACGGUUUCACACUUCAGACUAAUUGGAUGGCCAGACAAUGCGGAUGUUCCCGAGUCCACCACACACUUCUUGCGUUUUGUUAAGGCAGUAAAAACAAGCGCAGCAUCUGGAUCUGUCAUUGCACAUUGCAAGACUGGUGGCGGACGUUGCGGCCUGUUUGCGACUGUUUGGACGCUUCUGGAGAAAACCGCCAUAGAGCACGAGGUUUCGGUGUUUAACACAGUUCGUCAGCUGCGGGCGAGACAGCCAAAUGCCGUAAGGACUAGAGAGCAGUACGCAUUCUGUCACGAGUGUGUCAUCGAGUAUCUGCAAUCAUUCGACAGCCACUCUAACUUCUCGUAACAGUUCAAUAUGUGUAAAUCGGAACUACACGGCAAUUUUCAAUCAAAAACAACCUCGGGUGUAUAUGGACAGUUUACAAUGUCAGAAUUCUUUACAUUUCACUACGCUGCAUAUAGUUCGCGUAGUAAUUUCAAUUAAGCAGUUAAACCUACGGACCAUACUUUUAGGAAUAUUUAUUAUGUAUGCAAUAAAACAAUUCAGUGGGAAUCACUUUGAACUUAAAAAUACAUUCGUAAGUUGUUUCGAUGGAAAAUG
Molecule: messenger RNA, 2107 nt
Organism: Mya arenaria
Lineage: Eukaryota; Metazoa; Mollusca; Bivalvia; Myida; Myidae
Product: receptor-type tyrosine-protein phosphatase kappa-like
Exons: 15
Coding region: 74-1852 (592 amino acids)
Biological process (GO): protein dephosphorylation
Molecular function (GO): protein tyrosine phosphatase activity
Source: RefSeq, a predicted model, not a curated record